Molecule: messenger RNA, 1485 nt
Organism: Penicillium canescens
Lineage: Eukaryota; Fungi; Ascomycota; Eurotiomycetes; Eurotiales; Aspergillaceae
Exons: 3
Coding region: 1-1485 (494 amino acids)
Source: RefSeq, a predicted model, not a curated record
AUGAAUGAUACUUUGCCCGUGGGUUCGCCUACUAUCCCUGCUGCCUCGCCUACUCUCUCUGAAAGUUCCCAUGGAAGCAGCCUUAUGUCCAUUUCUUCGGGCUCAUCUUUUGUCCCUGCUCCUCUUGCUCCAGUCUCCUCUCCUGUUGCUCCAGUCCCUUCUCCAAUUACUCCAGUUCCUUCCCCUGUUCCCUCUCAAUUCUUCACUGGAAGUGGUCCUAUGUCCAUUUCCUCUGGUUCAUCUUUUGUCCCAGCCCCUGCUGUUCCAUCUGAUAUCUCUGCUCCCAAUCUUCCUUUAUCUGACGACUACUAUUUCAUCUGUCAUCUUCUGGCGACUCAUCCUCGCACUCUUGCUCACGCUGAAUCCGCUGCUCGAGUUGCCAGUCAAUCUGCUACUGUUCACCCCCCUCGCACUGUCACUCCCCCUUUGCAGAAGAACCCCAAUCCUGUCACUCCAGACAACGGACCAUUUAACUGGAACAACGUCAUGUCUGAAGACUCUCCGGACAUGGAGCCCAGCCAGCCCCUUCUCUGGCAGGAUACUCCCCCAAGAAACCCCCCAAUGUCCGCCACUGAUCCAAUCUUCCAUGGAAGGAUUUUUGAGACUGCGGAAGAUCGCAUCCAAGCAUCUGAAGACCUGCUGCUAGCUGAAAUGGCCAAGAACCACAAUGAUCCACCCCAUCAUUUCACCAACGACGAUGAGAUGAGCUACUUCAGCAUUGCCGAUCUCGAUGCUCAGUUCCACGGGAUGGAAACCGGCGAGAAGCUUGCCCCGAAGCACAAGCCCAACACCCCCAUCGAGCGUUCCGCAAAGCGUGUCAAGAACAAUAACACCUUGAGCGCCAUGACUGAGUCCGCCUCUACUGCUGCCUUUUCUUCCAACACCAAGCAAACCGAUGUCAUCCCGGCUAUGCCCGAGCCUGCUACCACGGAGUCUACCCCCAAGCCAAGCCGCCGCCGCCGCAAGACUCGUAAGAGCUUCACCCCAGAGGUGACCCGCACCCUACGCAGCAGCACAACCAAGAAGACCGAGGAGUCCGUCGCCAAGCAGACGCCCAAGUCAGAGACUGCCACCACCGCUGACGCCGAGGUUCCUUCCCCCUCCCCCAACAAGAGCCUCCCAGAGUCCUGGGCCACAGCCCUGGACGAGGACAAACUGGUCUCGAUGAUGAAAGACCAGGGGUACACCUGGGUGGACAUCACGGAGAUGUGGGCGGCGAACUCGACGCUGGCCUACUCGCAGGCCUCGCUGAAGAAGCGCUGGGGCAAUAUGAAGAAGAAGCUGGGUCGGUGGACCGGAUUUGACGAGGCUCUGGUGGCUGUGGUGGAGAUCGUUCGGAGUGAUCUGAACGAGAUCCUCACUGAUGAAUCGUGGGAGCAGAUUGCCGCGACCAUUUCGGUCGAAUUGAACUUGGCCGUUACUGGGGAGUUCUGCAAGGGCCGAUUUGUGGCCAUCGAGGACGAGAAGCUGACCUGUCAGGGUUAG